Molecule: messenger RNA, 501 nt
Organism: Cucumis melo (muskmelon)
Lineage: Eukaryota; Viridiplantae; Streptophyta; Magnoliopsida; Cucurbitales; Cucurbitaceae
Product: auxin-induced protein 15A-like
Exons: 1
Coding region: 87-389 (100 amino acids)
Biological process (GO): response to auxin
Source: RefSeq, a predicted model, not a curated record
AAGAGCCUUUCCAUAUUCAAAGUCUCAAAAAAAUUUCACAAGUUUGUUUUUGCUUUCAGUGUCCCAUAUUUAGAAUCUAUUACAACAUGGGUUUCCGCUUGCCUAGAAUUGUUACUGCUAAGCAAAGUCUUCAGCGAUCUUCAUCAACAGGAAAUGGAGCAUCUCCAAAAGCUAUUGAUGUCCCUAAGGGCUACUUUGCAGUUUAUAUUGGUGAGGAACAAAAGAAGCGUUUUGUCAUACCACUAUCUUACUUGAACCAGCCUUCUUUUCAAGAUUUGUUGAGUCAAGCAGAAGAGAAAUUUGGAUACAAUCAUCCAAUGGGUGGCAUUACAAUUCCUUGCAGUGAAGACUAUUUCCUGGAUGUUACCGAGAGGUUGAAUGACUCAUGAAGCAAAGAGAUUAGUAUCUAGAAAUAGAUAGUAUGUAUAAAGGAUUAGAAAAGUAUAAAAUGUAGACUGUAUACAUUUUUUAAAUGAAAAACUCGAUUCUUUAUGAAGUUUA